Molecule: messenger RNA, 672 nt
Organism: Fusarium mangiferae
Lineage: Eukaryota; Fungi; Ascomycota; Sordariomycetes; Hypocreales; Nectriaceae
Exons: 3
Coding region: 1-672 (223 amino acids)
Biological process (GO): positive regulation of cytoplasmic translation
Cellular component (GO): cytoplasm
Molecular function (GO): translation regulator activity; zinc ion binding; mRNA binding
Source: RefSeq, a predicted model, not a curated record
AUGUCUUCUCUCUCUCGACGUGCUUGCUACAAGUGUGGCAAUGUUGGCCACUACGCUGAGGUCUGCUCUUCUGCUGAGCGUCUCUGCUACAACUGCAAGCAGCCUGGCCACGAGUCCAACGGAUGCCCUCUUCCCCGAACCACUGAGGCCAAGCAGUGCUACCACUGCCAGGGUCUUGGUCACGUCCAGGCUGACUGCCCUACCCUCCGCCUGAGCGGUACUGGCACCAGCGGCCGCUGCUACAACUGUGGCCAGCCCGGUCACCUUGCUCGCGCCUGCCCCAACCCUGUUGGUCCUACUAUGGGCCGUGGUGCUCCCAUGGGCCGUGGUGGCUUCCCUGGUGGUUACGGCCGUGGUGGUUUCGCCGGUGGUCCUCGCCCUGCCACUUGCUACAAGUGUGGUGGUCCCAACCACUUUGCUCGUGAUUGCCAGGCUCAGGCCAUGAAGUGCUAUGCCUGCGGCAAGCUCGGUCACAUCUCUCGGGAUUGCACUGCUCCUAACGGCGGUCCUCUCAACACUGCUGGCAAGACUUGCUAUCAGUGCGGUGAGGCUGGACACAUCUCCCGUGACUGCCCUCAGAAGAACGCUCCCGGUGUUGGCGAGAUUCCUCAGGAGGUUGAUAUCAGCAGCGUUCCUGCUCCUCCCGUUGCUUCUAUCGCUCCCGUGGCUUAA